AUGUCCAACGUACUUGAUGCCAUUGUUGUUGGCUGCGGUUUUGGAGGCGUCUACAACCUCUAUAAACUUAAGCAACUCGGCCUCUCUGUAAAGGCCUUUGAAAAAGCUCCAGAUGUCGGUGGUACAUGGUACUGGAACCAGUAUCCCGGUGCUACUACCGACACUACUGCCGAGAUCUAUAGAUACAGAGAUGAUAAGGAGCUCUUGAACACUUAUCCUUGGUCAACACGCUACUUGUAUCGGAAGGAUAACCUGGAGUACCUAAAACAUUUUAUCGAGAGCCACAAUUUGGGACGGCAUAUCCAGUUAAGUGCAGAGCUAAAGUCAGCAUCCUUUGAUGCUGCUACAUCUACAUGGACUGUUACUUUCAACUCUACCGGCGAAACUUAUAAGACCACAUACCUUAUUUUAGCCACUGGGCAUUUACAUACACCCAACUACCCCGACAUCAAGGGUCUUGAGAAGUUUGCUGGUCCAGUUUAUCACACAGGUGUAUGGCCUGAGCACCGUGAUCUCAAGGGCAAGAAGGUCGGUGUCAUAGGCACGGGAUCAUCUGGAGCUCAGCUCAUGGUCAAUAUUGCUGAUGAUGUUUCACAUCUGGUUUCCUUCCAGCGGUCGUCACAGCAUGUGGUACCUCACAAUAACGGACCUAUCUCAGCUGAAGAAAGAGAAUUUGUCAAUAGCAACUGGGAUGAAAUUUGGAAGACAGUCGACAACCAUCCUCUUGGGCAGAACAUACCGUUUCCGAAUACUCCAACUAUGAGCGUCAGCGCGGAGGAACGUGAGCGUACCUGGGAGGAAAUUUGGAACGGAACAAACGGAGUCGCCUUUAUGUAUGGCCCAUUUGGGGACAUUGUUACAAGCGAAGAGGCCAACCGAGAGCUGUGCGCUUUUUUCGAGAAGAAAAUUGCCCAGUAUAUUUCUGACCCCGAUAAGCUUAAGAAGCUGACGCCAACUGAACUCUACCUCAAGCGCCCUGUUACAAUGACAGGAUAUUACGAGACGUUUGCCAAGAAACACGUCGACAUCGUCAACUACCAAUUCACACCCCUUGUUGAAGCUAACGAAAAGGGCCUCUUAACCACUGAGAAGCAGUGGGAUCUGGAUGUUAUCAUUCUGGCAACUGGCUAUGAAGCCAUGGACGGCAGCCUCAAGCGGAUCAAUCCAAUUGGCACACACGGUACCUUGAACGAGACCUGGGCUAAGGGCUCAACUUCUUACCUUGGACUCAGCGAGGUCGGAUUCCCCAACAUGUUCUUCUCCAUUGGCCCUCAGUCACCAAUCGCCAAUAUCCCUCCUAUCAUUGAGGUUCAGGCCAACUUCAUCGCCGGACUCAUUGCAAAGGCAGAAGCCAAGAAGAAGGAGAACGGCGACAACAAGAUUGUCCUUGUUGAGGCGGAGGAACAAGCCAAGGAUGGCUGGCUGAAGAAGUGCCUCGAGGUAGAAGAGGGCAGCUUGAUCAAAACGGUCAAGUCUUUCAUCACCGGCAACUUUGUUGAAGGAUCGAAUGUGCCUGUUCAUUCUUGGCUAGGUGGUUUCCACACCUACCAACGCUUCAUCAAAGAUGUGACAGAUAACGAUUACGUUGGAUUUAAACUUACAAAUUAG
Molecule: messenger RNA, 1608 nt
Organism: Trichoderma atroviride IMI 206040
Lineage: Eukaryota; Fungi; Ascomycota; Sordariomycetes; Hypocreales; Hypocreaceae
Molecular function (GO): flavin adenine dinucleotide binding; NADP binding; N,N-dimethylaniline monooxygenase activity
Source: RefSeq, a predicted model, not a curated record